AAAGUUGUCGCAUUUUAGUCUUUCAUUAAAGACCUAAGCAAAGGGUCUAUAAAGGGAUACUUGGGGAUACCUACAAAAAAUCUUAUUUAUUUCAAAUUCUUUGUGUCUUUGUCUACUGCGCUUUUUGACGUAAAAAUAUAACCAAACUUUUAUUUGAUUAUUUUGACAGCUUUCAACUCCAACAGCACCUCAACAUAUUGUUAUAAAUAGCAUCUUUUUUAACAAUAAAUACUUAAACAUUGGAGUAAAGCUAUGACGACUAUCCGGCCCUUUACUUGUGAAGAUAUGUUAUACUUUAACAAUGUAAAUUUAGAUCCCCUUACUGAGACCUAUGGUUUGUCAUUUUACACACAAUACCUAGCACAUUGGCCGGAAUAUUUUCAAGUUGCAGAAUCUCCUAGUGGUGAAAUAAUGGGCUAUAUAAUGGGAAAAGCCGAAGGACACGGUGAAAACUGGCACGGUCAUGUAACAGCUUUAACUGUCAGUCCUGAUUACAGAAGGUUGGGUUUAGCUGCUACUUUGAUGAAUUUACUUGAAGAAGUGUCUGAAAAGAAAAAGGCUUAUUUUGUUGAUCUGUUUGUGAGAGUCAGUAACAAAGUAGCAAUCAACAUGUACAAAAAUCUUGGAUAUAUUGUAUAUAGAACUGUAUUAGAAUAUUAUUCCGGAGACCCUGAUGAGGAUGCUUAUGAUAUGAGAAAGGCUUGCUCAAGAGAUGUGAAUAAAAAAUCUGUUAUUCCUUUAUCACAUCCAGUUAGACCAGAAGAUGUCGAUUGAAAUAUUAUCAAAAUAUAUGAUUUAAUAACA
This is a messenger RNA of Papilio polytes (common Mormon), 804 nucleotides long. It is a transcript of the gene Naa20A, whose product is annotated as N-alpha-acetyltransferase 20. Lineage: Eukaryota; Metazoa; Arthropoda; Insecta; Lepidoptera; Papilionidae. Gene Ontology annotation, cellular component: NatB complex. The record is from RefSeq and is a predicted model, not a curated record. Gene Ontology annotation, molecular function: protein-N-terminal amino-acid acetyltransferase activity. Gene Ontology annotation, biological process: N-terminal peptidyl-methionine acetylation. Bases 253 to 774 code for a protein of 173 amino acids. The transcript is spliced from 5 exons.